UCUAUGACAUCACAUGUGAUACUCGAGAGACUGUUUCAAUGAAUCGGUUGUCUCUCACAGACUCGCACUCACUGUUAGCUGAUCCGCCCAUUCAUCCGACCAUCACUUCACACCAAACCAUUGUCUGAGCGCAAGGUAUGUGCGAUUCAGUCGUCGGCAUCUCAUCCCACAUGUCAUCGCCGGCUAAAGACGUGAGCGCAUCGUUGGCUGCCAUCUCAUCACUGGUGACCAGUCUAUUGCCCGACCAAUCACUACAAGCGCCACAAUUGGAUCUCUUGAUUACGCGUCUCAUUCAUCUGCAGUCCAUCGCCCACUACAACAACACCAACAGCACGGGUGGCGCCGGUAUGAGUGGUGCGGACACCAGUGUCCAGACAUGUGCUGAUGAGAGCGAUGUUAGGCGUGAAAGGCAUCGACGCAACGAACGCGUUCGUCACCAUAAGAUCAUUGAACUGAUCCGAGAGUUGAGUCAAAUGAUUGGACUCAAUGGGCAACAGGAGACUCAUGCCAAUGUGCUGCAGAAGUCGGCGCGUUAUGUGUUGUUCUUAUCGUACGUUAUGGACAAACUGGAGGUCGACAGCACUGAUGACACGGUUGACAUCAUGUCCGAGCAAUGGCUGCAAUCACUGCAUCCCUUAUACCUAAGAGCCGUCGAAGAGGCCACGUAUUUGAUCCAAAACGCCGCUAACGACAGCUGCGGGUCGACCACUGGCGCCGACUUAUGGGACCAAUCCUUCGAUCAAUGUUUACCAUUAAAGAGCUGA
Messenger RNA from Oppiella nova, 764 nucleotides. The record is from the annotation of a GenBank genome assembly. NCBI's taxonomy places the organism in Eukaryota, Metazoa, Arthropoda, Arachnida, Sarcoptiformes, Oppiidae.